AUGGACGAUCUAGCCGGCCUUGACUGGUCGCAGCCCGCCAAAAAGACAACGACCAACACCCCCGCGGCCUUUCCACCCUUCCGCCAGAGCCCCACGCCUCAACUGUCCGGUCGAUCCACGCCCCUCUCCACGCUCUCUACGCAACCGUCUGGCACUGGAGCUGGCUCCGGUGGUACUCAGCAGUUCAAGCCGCCCUCGAAAGCAGCGACCCCCGCAAACGAUAGCUUCGCUAGUCUCGUGUCUUCCAACAAGUCCAAAGCCCCGACAAGCAACCUCUCGCUACAAGAGCGGCAGAAACAGAUACAAGAGGAGAAGGCGCGACAGGAAGCGGAGAAGAGGAAGCAAUGGGAUACCACCUUCGGGGGUGCUGAUUCAAGCCAUUGGGACACGUUAGGAAGUGGGAAGAGCACACCAGAGCCGGCCGCAUUUGGCGCCCCGCGUCCGUCGAACAAUCCCUUCACCAACCAUGGCCUGUCCAAGACUAUCAACAAGCCUUUCGCAGGUCUGGACACCACGUCGAGGCGGCCUGAGGUAUCUUCUCCCAGCGAGGCUGACCUCCUUGCAGCAUUCAACUCGGCAGCUCCCGUAGACAGCUCAAGUCACUUUCCCAAACCAAACCAAGGCAGUGGCAGAAGCACGCCUGCUUACAGCGCAAAUGUCUCUCGGGGCAACACACCCCUACCACAGCCUACUUCUGGUAACAAUGCACUUUUGGACGACGAUGAUGACAUGUUCGGUCUCAAGCAGAUGGCGCAAAAGUCGACUUCGCCUGCGCCGCCGCCAACCAAUGACGCUGAUGAUGAUAUACUAGGCUUGCUAGGAAAGCCUGUCUCCGAGUUUCAGCACAAAGAAGCGCUACAGCCAGCGGCCGCAGAGGAGUCUUCACAAGCACGCCAACGGGCUUCGUCUGGGCCCGAAAACGCACAUGACAAAGCUGUUGCUGAGCUAGUAGAUAUGGGAUUCCCAGCCGAAAGGUCAGCGAUUGCACUAGCGACUACUGAGUCUGGACUGGACGUACAAGCUGCUGUGGGAUGGCUGCUCAAUCAGGCACAUGCAGAGGCGAAACAGAAAACACAUUCACAGAGUCAAGAUAGGUCACGCCGUGAGCCAGAUGAGUUCGAAGAGCGUCCAAGGCGGGGAAACAGUAGGCCCAAUGGACGUGAAUCUUCAAGAGAACCGCGGGCGAGUAGCUCUAGGCCCGCGUGGAUGCAAGACGAUGAAGCACGGAGUCGAUCUGGUCAACGUAGGCAAGAAGGUCAAGAGAAAGACGUAACUCAAAUGGCUUCCGAGAUCGGCAACAAUCUUUUUAAAUCAGCGAAUUCACUAUGGAAGACGGGCCGCAAACAAGUACAGAAAGCCAUGGCCGACUUUCAGCAAGAGGGCGAUCCUAACAUGCCAAAGUGGAUGAGAGAUGCCCAGGCUGCAGAAGCUGCUCCUCGCUCAGGUCGACAACAGAAGGCUGAUCAAUCGGCUACAGACGAGGCCAUGAUGCUGGAGGCUGGUGGACGACCCACUAAGUCUUCUCGGACGAGCGAGAUGCGUCAGCAAGCCGAGCCGCUACCUGUACGCCAAAGAAGAGAGCAGGAAACUGGGCGAAACGAUCGCCCAGAUCGCAUGUCGUCUCAGUCUCCAUCACAGCGGCAGCCACCAUCAAGCUUAGAUAAACGACCAGCGAUGCGACUGACCCGCCAGGAGGUUGAAGAACAGAGCUCUCAAGCGUACGUUAGCCCUGCUCGCCGGAAGAAGACCACUCCACAACCGCAACCAGAAGUAGAUCUCUUCUCUCCAGAACCUACGCCCCCAAAGCAGGCUUCACGCCAACCGACACCAGCAAAGUCUAACAACCCAUUUCUCCAAGCAACUUCAGCACCAAAGGCUCGAAAUCCAGCGCCUACACCAAUUGCAUCCAGACCGAAAGCACCACCACGACAGAUCCCUCCUGUCUCGUCUUCGGCUCUCAGUUCGUCGUCAGCUGACCGGCAAAGAGGUUCAGAGGCAUUCAAGCGUGGAGACUACUCCGCUGCACACGCUGCCUAUUCUUCUGCACUGAGUCCUCUUCCGAAAACACACCCUGUCACGAUCGUCGUACUCUGCAAUCGCGCAGUCACCAACAUCAAAGUUGGCGACCCGAAAGCAGCAAUUGCUGAUGCCGAUGCAGCCUUGGCUAUUAUCGGUAUAUCGAGAGGAGAAGGCGAGAAGAUCGCUACAGGUGGAAUGGAGGGCGAAAAAGACAUGAAGGAAUUCUACGGUAAAGCCCUCAUGCGAAAAGCAGAAGCACUGGAGAAUAUGGAGAAGUGGGCAGAUGCACAUGGUGUAUGGAAAGAGGCUGUUCAAAAUGGUGUAGGCGGCGCCAUCGCCAUCUCUGGUCGAAACCGCUGUGAGAAAGCCGCAAAUGGCGGCAACAACAAUGCGCCAGCAGCCACCAAACGCCCACCUCCAGCCCGUAAGCCCGCUGCUCCUAGGCCCUCCGCCAUGUCAGACCUAGGUGGUGGUCCAGCCAUCGACUCCGAAGCCGUCAAGCGCAUGAAAGCCGCCAACGCUGCUGCUGAACGUGCAGACGACGAGAAGUUCGCCCUGACCGAUCAAGUCGAUGCCAAGCUCAUCGCUUGGAAGGGCACCAAGUCAGACAACCUACGUGCUUUACUGGGUAGUUUGGAUAAAGUGCUUUGGGAGGAUGCUGGAUGGAAGAAGGUCAACAUGGGCGAUCUGGUCAUGCCGAAUAAGGUCAAGAUUAUCUAUAUGAAGGCUAUUGCCAAGGUCCAUCCUGAUAAGAUAUCUCAAACAGCAACUACUGAGCAGAAGAUGAUUAGUGCAGCUGUCUUUGCCACAUUAAACGAGGCGUGGGAUAAAUUCAAGACAGAUAACAAUCUAUAG
Molecule: messenger RNA, 2874 nt
Organism: Alternaria burnsii
Lineage: Eukaryota; Fungi; Ascomycota; Dothideomycetes; Pleosporales; Pleosporaceae
Exons: 2
Coding region: 1-2874 (957 amino acids)
Biological process (GO): clathrin-dependent endocytosis; clathrin coat disassembly
Cellular component (GO): intracellular membrane-bounded organelle; cytoplasm; vesicle
Molecular function (GO): clathrin binding
Source: RefSeq, a predicted model, not a curated record